This is a messenger RNA of Setaria italica (foxtail millet), 1143 nucleotides long. RefSeq names its product tobamovirus multiplication protein 3. Bases 414 to 824 code for a protein of 136 amino acids. The transcript is spliced from 7 exons. NCBI's taxonomy places the organism in Eukaryota, Viridiplantae, Streptophyta, Magnoliopsida, Poales, Poaceae. The record is from RefSeq and is a predicted model, not a curated record.
CUUCGGGCCUGCCAGCCAAAGAAGAGUUGGAGAUCUUCUUGACAGGAUGCAUAUUAAACAAAAAUCAAAGAUUGGUAAAAAAUUAAUUGACAGCCGAGCAGCACUGAGAGAUGCAUGGAAUGCUGAUCCAAAUUUUCUCUAUCCUGAGAUAAAGGCGUGGUACCAGGAUAAAUUCCAUAGCCAGUUUGACUUAAAAUGGGAGCAGAUGCACCAAGAGGUUCUUCUUGAGGGGCAUGAGCUUUUCCCAAAGAGGUCCAAGAAAGUUAAAGGCUAGUCAAGAAGAUUACGGUGCAGUUGGUUAACUGAUAGAAGCUUCUUUGCCGUGGUGACAUUUUUUCAGGAUUUGCCCUUUAUAGGCUCAUCUAACAUCACCUUGGACUUGUAGCAGAAAAGAUACAAAAGAAGCAUUUGUCAUGAUUGUACUGUGGCUGCUCAUGUGGUGGAAACCAGUUCAAGCUGUGGUCAUUCUGUCAAAGUUGUUCUUUGCAGCUACAUCCUUAUUUGCUGCUUUUGGUUUCCUUCUCUACGGAGGGAGGCUAUUCCUGAUGCUGCAGCGUUUCCAUGUUGAGUCAAAAGGUCGGCGGAAAAAGUUGAAUGAGGUUGGCUAUGUGACCACCAUAUGCUUUGGUUGCUUCUUGAUCAGAUGCAUAAUGAUGUGCAUUAGUGCUUUUGACAAAGAAGCUGACCUUGAUGUUCUGAACCAUCCAAUCCUGAACUUCUUUUACUACUUGCUUGUUGAGAUUGUACCAUCGUCUUUGGUGCUGUUCAUCUUAAGGAAACUACCGCCAAAACGUGGGAUUGCACAGUACCAUCCAAUCCAUUAGUCAGUAACGUCGAUGGUCCAUUUCUAACAGUUCCGUCCAAUUGCUAAAGACAAAAAGGCAAAUGUGAGAUACCUUGUAGUACCUUUUGUAGGUUUAGUAGCUUUCUUGUGAAGAAGCGUUUACUGAGUAUGGCAAAUACGGCUUGUUAAAAAUGUAAACUCCUGCAGUCAUUGCAACCCCAAAUGUCACUAACACAACCUGUUUUACCAAUACGGGUUUCCAUCUGUAAACUUUAGAAGAGGCAAGGACUCUGAUUAUUUUUUCUGAUGGAGAAAAUGUGUGAUAAGAUUGGCUACUUCAGAAGAAGGGUAGCUGCUCA